AUGGAGAACGCUCAGCUGUUUGAUGCUGGAGACAAGGGUCGAGGCUUGAGGGCCACUAAGGAGCUCAGUGCUGGAGAUGUGGUGUUUGCAGAACCUGGGUAUGCUGCUGUAGUCUAUAACAGCAUGGCCGCCAACGUGUGCCACAACUGCUUUCGGCGCCAGUCAAAGCUUCACCGUUGUGCCCAGUGCAGAUUUGCCCACUACUGUGACCGCACCUGUCAAACUGCAUGCUGGGAAGAACACAAGCUGGAGUGUGCAGCCAUCAGAAAGAUAGUCAUGGCACCAAAUGAGCAAGUCCGUCUAGCCGGACGUGUUAUGUGGCGCAUCCACAAAGACACGCCGAUCGCCACAGACACGCAGCUGGUGGCGGUGGACAAACUGGAGGACCAUGUGGCCGAUCUGGGAGAACAGCUCAAGGCCGACGUGAGCAGCUUCUUUAAAUACUGGUCCUACUUCAGCAAGCAGCACUCUGCAGAAUACAUCGCCCACAUCCUCGCCAUUAUUAAGUGCAAUGGUUUUGCACUCAGCGACCAACGAGGUCAGCAGACGGUUGGUGUGGGCCUCUUCCCAAACCUGUGUCUUGUCAACCACGACUGCUGGCCAAACUGCACUGUGAUUCUCAACAAUGGCAACCAGUCAGCGCUUAACUCUGCUCUCCACUCCAAGAGAAGGAUUGAACUUCGAGCACUGGGUACAAUCUCUGAAGGACAAGAGUUGACUGUCAGUUAUGUGGACUUCCUGAACUUGUCCGCUGAUCGCCAAAAGAAGCUGAAGGACGUGCACUUCUUUGAUUGCACCUGUGAGCACUGCACACAGCACAUUAAAGAUGACCUUAUGACUGCAGCUGCAGAAGUGAAGCCCUCAGCUGAUAAGGUCAAAGAAGUCAGUGUUCUCAGUAAAGAAAACCUGGAAAAGAUUGUCGUAGCCCGUAAUCAGGGAAACUUCCAUGAGGUGGCCCAGUUGUGCAGCGAGACACUGGAGAAGCAGGAGAACGUGUUGGCCAACACAAACCUGUUGAAGCUGCGGGCGCUCAGCAUGGCGAGUGAGGCCUUAUCUUACCUGCGCGUCUACUCUGAGGCUGCAAACUAUGCACGCAUGCUAGUCGAGGGCUACUCACAGUUAUACCAUCCCAACAGUGCUCCGCUCGGGUUGGCCAUCAUGAAGGCAGGUGUGACCCACUGGCACGCAGGCCAGAUUGAGCAGGGCCAUAGUUUCAUCUGUAAAGCCUAUUCCAUCCUCAUGAUCACUCAUGGGCCGAACCACGCAGUCACCAGAGACUUGGAGACAAUGCGUGCGCAAACAGAGAUUGAGUUGAAGAUGUUUAAGCAAAAAGAGAACGAGUUCCACACAAUGAGGCAAGAAGUGCUGAAAGACGACAGCAAAGCUGACAAAAUGAUUUAA
This is a messenger RNA of Knipowitschia caucasica, 1401 nucleotides long. Lineage: Eukaryota; Metazoa; Chordata; Actinopteri; Gobiiformes; Gobiidae. The record is from the annotation of a GenBank genome assembly.